CAAGCAAAAACUUUUCCUCUUGUCGCGAAUAAAGUUGGACAGUUGGCCUCCAGAGCUGCAAUAUUUCGGUGAUUAGUAUUCAUUCAUUGGUGUUUAAAUUUAUUCGUGAUUGCUACUCGAGUACACUGGUUGUAAUUAAGUGGAUGUUUAUGAAGACUCGUUGACGAAGCCAUCCGCGGAAAGAUUUGCAUACAGUAAUUAGACGCCCUCAUUCAAUGGGCAAUUUGGUAACGAUUAUAGAGAGAUAUAAUAGCAAGAAAGAUCGGACGAUAGUGAAAACGCUGGAGGAUAGCUUUAGAAACAGAAUUCGUUAUGCAAUAGAAAAAACGAACAUUGUCGCAGGUUAUCGUGCACUGUGAGUCAACUAAUAACUUGCUGUGUUCUCGUUAAAAAUACGAUCAACGUCCGCCUUGGAGCCGUUUGCUAGCGAUAUAUACGACAACUCCCUCCAGACAGUUGUGUGUUGUUUGUUUGUGCGCACUGAAUUGAUACCACCAUACCAGUCUAAAGUAGAAGCUUGAUAGCAGAACUGACGAGACGGGCACCGCGAACAGGAAAGGAAACAUUGUGCAUUUAGCUGUCUGUGCAGUUCUUGCUGUUUCUCAAGCUCGUCCAGUCUUCAUCAAUUCGUCGUCAAGAUGAGUAUGAGUUCGUACACCGAAAGCAGUUCCGAAGAGGACGACCUGUCGCCCCGGGACAAGGUACAACAAAACACCAAGGGCCUGUCGGAUUUUUGCGUUCGUAACAUCAAGCAGCACUCGUUCGGUCGACAUGAGAUCGAAAUUGCCGAACAAGAGAUGCCUGGAAUCCUAGCUCUACGAAAGCAAGCCCUAGAGGAUAAACCACUAAAAGGAGCAAAUAUUGUUGGCUGUACGCAUAUAAACGCACAGACCGCGGUGCUCAUCGAAACCCUCAUAUGUCUCGGAGCGAACGUCAGAUGGGCUGCAUGUAAUAUCUACUCGACACAGAAUGAGGUCGCCGCAGCGUUGGCGGAAAGCGGUGUUCCAAUCUUUGCCUGGCGUGGUGAGAUUGAGGAGGACUUUUGGUGGUGCAUUGAUAAAUGCGUGCAUGCGGAAAAUUGGCAACCGAACAUGAUCCUUGAUGAUGGAGGUGAUGCCACUCAUUUGAUGUUGAAGAAGUACCCGGUCAUGUUCAAGAUGAUCAAGGGGAUUGUGGACGAAAGUGUUACAGGAGUGCACCGCCUGUAUCAGCUAUCAAAGACAGGUAAACUGACCGUCCCUGCGAUGAAUGUAAAAGAUGCCAUCACCAAGACUAAGUUUGAUAGUCUGUACAGCUGUAAGGAAUCAGUCAUAGAUAGCUUGAAACGAGCCACCGACAUCAUGAUUGGAGGGAAACAAGUGGUCUUAUGUGGGUACGGUGAGGUUGGCAAAGGAUGUGCCCAAGCCCUCAAGGGGCUUGGUUGCAUCGUGUAUGUAACGGAGAUUGAUCCGAUCUGUGCCCUUCAAGCCUGCAUGGAUGGUUUCCGUGUGGUCAAGCUGAACGAGGUGAUACGGACCGUUGACGUCGUCAUUACGUGCACUGGUAAUAAAAAUGUGGUGACCCGUGAGCACAUGGAUAAGAUGAAAAAUGGAUGCAUCGUGUGCAACAUGGGCCAUUCCAACACGGAAAUCGACGUCAACAGUCUGCGAACUUCGGAACUGCAAUGGGAGAAAAUGCGUUCCCAAGUCGAUCACAUCAUUUGGCCUGGCCCAGACGGGAAGCGCAUCAUUCUGCUGGCAGAGGGACGCCUGGUGAAUUUAUCUUGCUCAAGUGUGUCUUCGUUCGUUGCGUCGAUCACAGCAGCUACUCAGGCGUUGGCGCUAAUCGAACUAUUCAAUGCUCCACCCGGGCGGUACAAGGCAGACGUGUAUCUGCUGCCGAAAAAAAUGGAUGAAUACGUCGCAAGUCUACAUUUGCCUACGUUAGAUGCUCACCUGACGGAAUUGAGCGACGAGCAGGCUCGUUAUAUGGGUCUAAAUAAGGCGGGGCCGUUCAAACCCAACUACUACAGGUAUUAGUUGUUUGUUCCACUGGUAGAAACAAAAAACAAGCAAGCAUUUUACGAAACCUGUCGAGAGUGUUCGUAUCUCAGCACGAUGAUCGUCGCAGGUUUUUAUUUUAUUUCAAAAUAAUAAUAGCAUACCCUGCGGAAGAAAUUCAUUUGAAAAAGAGCAAACUAAUGAGUUGAUUUAUUGAUAAUAGCGUCGUAGGAAAAUAUAGGUACCGUAGACUAUUAGAACGUGUAAGACAAAAAAAAUCAUUCGCUGAAAAUUGAAACGAAACUCUUCCGCUUCUACUAUUAUUCAGAGACGAGACAGGCACGGAUUUAUUAUCAUGCAUUCACAUUGUUAAAAUCGUCUUACUUUUAGUACUUUGCAAAAAAAAACCUUGGCGCACCGCUUAUUCAAUGAGUCAAUUGAAGUGAUAAGCUAGUAUGUGCUACUUUAUCCAAUGACAUUGCUUUGAAUUUAAAGACGCCAGUAGUAUUUAGCUUAGUGACCACAGAUAAAAUACCACUUAGAUUAACUAUUUUUUCACCUUCAAGUAUUCGGUUGUCGAGAGAAAGGUAUAUUUAAUAGAAAAUUCGAUUUUUUGCAUAUCGUUUAAGGAUGCACUUGUUUCCAGUUUACAGGUACUAUGAGCCAUUGCACGGAGGAGUUCUUCUCCUUCGUAAGAUUCAACGGCCAAAUAUAAAUCGGCCGAACGAUCGAUUGAUGCAAAGUUAGGAAUAUACCAGAUAUUUUUAGGC
Messenger RNA from Topomyia yanbarensis, 2749 nucleotides. RefSeq names its product adenosylhomocysteinase-like 1. NCBI's taxonomy places the organism in Eukaryota, Metazoa, Arthropoda, Insecta, Diptera, Culicidae. The record is from RefSeq and is a predicted model, not a curated record. Bases 639 to 2018 code for a protein of 459 amino acids. Gene Ontology annotation, cellular component: cytosol. Gene Ontology annotation, biological process: L-methionine cycle. The transcript is spliced from 6 exons.